AUGCCGUAUCAUCAUCGACUUCCAAAGGAUCUUGAGCCCGAUGUUAUCAUCGCGGGAGGUGGCCUCGCGGGAUGUGUUAUUGCGGGUCGUCUCGCUGAAGCUGACAAGAAACUGAAGAUUCUGGUCAUUGAGCAAGGCCCAAACAACUAUGGCAUGCCAGAGGUCGUGUAUCCUGCUCUUUAUCCACGCAACCUCUUCCCGAACAGCAAGAUCACCUUGUUUUGGAGAGGAAACAAGUCUGAGAAACUCAAUGGCCGCGGACCAAUUGUUCCGUCUGGAGGGACACUCGGUGGUGGAAGUGCUAUGAAUUGGAUGGUGUACACUCGGGCUCAAAGAUCUGACUUUGAUUCUUGGAAGUCGGAGGGAUGGUCUGCCGAUGAGAUGCUGCCAUUCUUGAAGAAGCUUGAGACAUACCACGGCAAAGGAGACAAGGAGAGGCACGGUGACUCCGGUCCUGUCAACAUUUCCAAGGGCACGCACGUCUCCUCUGCAUCAGAGAAUGCUUUUAUCGACUCCGCUGCUGCCCUUGGUUACCCCGAGGUGGCGGAUCUUCAAAAUCUAGACACUAAUAACGCAACCGAACGGUACUAUAAGUACAUUGGCCAAAAUGGUAGACGUCAGGAUGCGGCUCAUCGUUACCUGCACCCGAAGCUUCAAAACACCGAUGAAUAUCCCAACCUUCACGUCUUGACCGAGAAGCAAGUCUUGAAGGUGAUCUUCGAAGGCAAGAAAGCCGUCGGGGUGGAAUAUCAAACGAACCCAAAGUAUAUGGCCAACCCUGAAUUCCUGGACGUUGGCUACACCUCUCCACGCAUUGUGAAAGCGUCGAAGAUGGUGAUCGUCUCGGCAGGUGCCAAUGCUACGCCUGGUAUCUUGGAGCGUUCCGGCGUGGGCAAUGCUGAGAUUCUGAAGAAGGUCGGCGUUGAUGUUGUUGAGGAUCUUCCAGGUGUAGGGGAGGAGUACCAAGAUCAUCAUCUAUCACUAUGGGCUUACCGCACCAACCUACACCCAAGGGAGUGCAUCAAUGGUUUCCAAGAUGGUCGCUUCAACAUCGAAGACGCUAUCAGGAUGAAUGAUGAGCUGCUCGGUACGAAUGCCAUGGACGGCCAGGGCAAAUUCCGACCAACCGAAGAAGAAGUUGAUGCCCUUGGACCAGAAUUCCGUAAAGCAUGGGACCGCGACUUCAAGAACGUUCCCGAUCGUCCUCUGAUGAUCAUGGCACUCUAUAACUGCUACUACGGCGACCAUUCCAUCCUUCCCGACGACGCCGAGUACGUCUCUCAAGCUAACUGGACCGGCUACCCAUUUUCCCGCGGCUCCACCCACAUCACCGGCAAGUCCAUGGCCGACGCACCAAACUUCGAGACUGGAUGGCUCAAAGACGAGGAUGACAAUGACGUGAAGAAGCACAUCUGGGCUUACAAGCUCUCCCGUGAAAUGUGGCGAAGAAUGCCCAUCUUCCGCGGAGAGUUGGCCAUCAACCAUCCUGAAUUCCCCGAGGGAAGCAAAGCCGCUGUUGUUGAGCGGGCCGAUGGUCCACUUACGGAUAUGAACGACAGGACUUCUCGGAUCCCAUACACUGCUGAGGAUGACAAGGCUAUCGAUAAGAAGGUCCGCGAUAUCCUGAGCACGACUUGGCAUUCUUUGGGAACCUGUAAGAUGGCUCCUAGGGAGAAGGGGGGUGUGGUGGAUCAUAAGUUGAAUGUUCAUGGAGUGGAGAACUUGAAGGUCGCAGAUUUAUCCAUCCCACCGGAGAACGUCGGUGCCAAUACCGGAGGAACCGCAUUUGUGAUUGGAGAGCGGGCUGCGGAUCUGUUUUUGCAGGAUCUGGGGUUGAAGAAGUAG
This is a messenger RNA of Ramularia collo-cygni, 1845 nucleotides long. RefSeq names its product related to alcohol oxidase. The record is from RefSeq and is a predicted model, not a curated record. The transcript is spliced from 5 exons. Gene Ontology annotation, molecular function: flavin adenine dinucleotide binding; oxidoreductase activity, acting on CH-OH group of donors. Lineage: Eukaryota; Fungi; Ascomycota; Dothideomycetes; Mycosphaerellales; Mycosphaerellaceae. The coding region runs from base 1 to 1845 and encodes 614 amino acids.